CCAAACAUGGUUAAGCUCUGUAGUAUGCAUUUGAAUCCCAGCUAGAAGUCUAUAAUAUGAUCUUUGUCUAUGGUUAACCGGGCAGAUGUGCAGCCUGUGGCUGAACAAUAGGAAUAUGUCAUUAGCAGGUUGCUUCCAGAAGCUCAUUCCAAAUAUUAGAACAGUUUCCAGUUGUGGUGUGAUACAAUAGUGAAAUAUUCUCAUGUUUUCAGAAGUACAUGUAAGUGGGUUUCGACUUUUAUAUUACUGCGGAGGCUAAUUAAAAUGAUGUCUUUGUUAUGUUAAUCUGGGGAAUGCGGCUUUGUUGUGUUAAACACUGAGAAAGUUUGCGCUAACAGUUUGUUUUUGCUUUAGAGUGUGAUAAGAGAGUGCUAUUAACCAAUUGGGAUAGUUGUUAUGGUUUUGGUGUAUUUGAAGAUACUGUAUGCGCGGGGUUUUGGGGCAGAAGACGGGAGAGCGAGACAGAGGAUGGACCAGGUGCUGUGAGCCCGCUAACGAGGUUGGACCCCGAGCGGGACGUUUGGUGAGGAGACGGAGACGGACUCGUGUGGAGCGUCUGGUCGACCACCGUUGUUGGUCCCAGGCGGCCGGUCGAGGUGGUCCGAGGGGUCGCAGGGUGAAGAAGAAGGUCCUUGAGCUCCAACAGUUUUGUGCACGAAGAGAUUGAACUUUGAUAAGAGAAAGCACUAUGGCAGUAAAUGUUGCCGGAGCUCUGUCAAUGGGCAUUUUUUAUCUUCUCUUUCUUGCGGUUGGUAUCUGGGCUGCAAGAAAAGGCCAAAAAGUUGAAAGAACAUAUGCAGGUGAUCGCUCUGAAAUGCUAAUAAUUGCAGGAAGAAGAAUUGGAAAUAUUCUAGGCAUUCUAACAACCACAGCCACGUGGGUUGGUGGUGCCUACGUCAAUGGCAUAGCUGAGAUGGUGUACCGGCCAGACGCUGGCUUAGUGUGGACUGUAGCCCCUUGGACUACUCUACUCUGUUUGUUCACCGGUGCAUUAUUUUUUGCCAAGAAAAUGCGAAGGCAGAAGUAUGUAACCAUGUUGGAUCCCUUUCAGCAACGUUAUGGCAACUGCAUUGCAAGCCUUAUAUUCAUUCCAGCUAUAAUUGGUGAAAUAUUCUGGUCUGCUGCCAUUCUGGCAGCAUUAGGUACAACUUCCAGUGUCAUGUUGGACCUGAACAAGGAUAUAUCAAUGGCGAUCUCAGCCUGUGUAGCAAUGAUAUACACUUUACUUGGAGGUCUGUACUCUGUGGCAUAUACUGAUGUUGUUCAGUUAGGAUGCAUCUUCUUUGGUUUGUGGCUCGCUGUUCCUUUCACAAUUCAAAAUCAAGCUGUUACAAGCCUCAAAAUCACAGCAGUUCAGGAGGUCUAUCAGAAGCCCUGGCUAGGCAAAAUUGAUGAGAUAUUUAUUGGAAGAUGGAUAGAUAAUCUUUUUAUAAUGGUGUUGGGUGGAAUACCGUGGCAAGCCUAUUUUCAACGUGUGCUGGCUGCUUCAUCAUCAAAAAGUGCUCAAAUAUUAUCAAUAGCAGGAGCAUUCGGUGGUUGUAUUAUGGGCGUUCCUUCAGUCCUGAUUGGCUCAGUUGCAGCUUCCACAGACUGGAAUCAAACCUCUUAUGGUGCCAAGUCUCCUUUCGAAAUGGGGGAGGCUUCUAUGAUCCUGCCGAUAGUCCUCCAAUAUUUGUGCCCGCAUUACAUUUCUAUUUUUGGAAUCGGCGCCAUUGCUGCUGCUGUCAUGUCUUCAACAGACUCCUGUCUCCUUUCAUCCAGUUCCAUGUUCACCUAUAACAUUUAUUGGAAAAUUCUCAGACCAAAGGCCUCAGAGAAGGAAAUCCUGUAUGUGAUGAAAACCUCAGUCCUUCUGGUGACAGUACUAGCCACUGUCCUUGCUCUCUUCACUAACACCAUUUAUGGCCUUUAUGUAUUAAGUGCUGACAUAGUGUAUGUUGUCAUUUUUCCACAGCUCGUUUGUGCUCUGUAUGUUCCAUGCGUGAAUAGGCUUGGAUUUGUCACAGGAGUUUUGAUAGGGGCAUUGCUCAGGAUUACUGGAGGCGAACCCCUUUUCCAUUUGCCGCCUAUUAUCCACUAUCCUGGAGGUUAUUUUCAAAACAACUAUUAUGUUCAGACUUUCCCUUAUAAAACAUUUGCAAUGCUCUCCUCUUUGAUUACAACUGUAGUAUUGUCACAUAUAAGCAAAAUUAAAUGGCCAGAGGGUUCUGGUACUGUGUUUACCUUGACAGGAAGACCAGGUGAGAUGAGAAACACUGAAUUAUUGCAUCAAUAAACGAAAAUAGGCAUACAAUAUACAGUACAAUCACACUGGUGGAGGAAGAACUUGGAAUCUAAUUUUCUUACUCAAAUCAGUUCAUUGAGCUUCUAUAAUGCUCACUAAUUAUAAAGCUUUGCUGCAUUUCCAUUUGUAAUAAGGAAUACAUGUUUAAUUAUGCUACUAACAGGGCACUACAGCAAAUCUGGGAAAAUUAUUAAUUAUGCCUUCAAACUUCAGACUCAAUGGUUAGGAUGGUCAAGAUACGACAGUGCUGUGAAAUCUUUCUUGUUUGACACAAUUAAUUUAGACAUUUCCAUAUUGCUUUACUGGCUGGCAUCUUUUAACACAAUAUUUUAAAAAGUGACCUUGAGGUGAUCUCAGAUGAGAUCUUGCUUGUGAGGAGGAUUAUCUGUAUAAAAUAAUGAACUAUGCGAAUAUAUUUUAUUCACAGACUUUAGAUGAUUUGCCCUUGGAUAAAGGUUGAAAGCUCAGAAAUUAGGGAUAGUAUCAAUUCCAAAGAAGAAGCAUACAAAUUAGCCAGAGAAAGUGGCUCACCUGAGGACUGGGAGAAAUUCAGAGUUCAGCAGAGGAGGACAAAGGGCUUAAUUAGGAAGGGGAAAAAAGAUUAUGAGAGAAAACUGGCAGGGAACAUAAAAACGGACUGUAAAAGCUUUCAUAGAUAUGUAAAAAGGAAAAGACUCGUAAAGACAAAUGUAGGUCCCCUGCAGACAGAAACAGGUGAAUUGAUUAUGGGGAGCAAGGACAUGGCAGACCAAUUGAAUAAUUACUUUGGUUCUGUCUUCACUAAGGAGGACAUAAAUAAUCUUCCAGAAAUAGUAGGGGACAGAGGGUCCAGUGAGAUGGAGGAACUGAGUGAAAUACAUGUUAGUAGGGAAGUGGUGUUAGGUAAAUUGAAGGGAUUGAAGGCAGAUAAAUCCCCA
Messenger RNA from Mobula hypostoma (lesser devil ray), 3201 nucleotides. Its product is annotated as high-affinity choline transporter 1-like. The transcript has 9 exons. Lineage: Eukaryota; Metazoa; Chordata; Chondrichthyes; Myliobatiformes; Myliobatidae. Gene Ontology annotation, biological process: choline transport; transmembrane transport; acetylcholine biosynthetic process. Gene Ontology annotation, molecular function: choline:sodium symporter activity. The record is from RefSeq and is a predicted model, not a curated record. Gene Ontology annotation, cellular component: plasma membrane. The coding region runs from base 689 to 2275 and encodes 528 amino acids.